AAGAGUUUCAGUUCUCUUGAGACUUUUCAAAAUGAUCCGUCAAGUUUGCCUUAUCGCACUUCUUUGUGUUGCUGGAGUCUUCUCCAGGACCAUCGAAGACAAUGUUGAUGAUUCUGACUGGUAUGCCAAUUGGGAAGGCUUCAUUGUUGGUGGUCAGAAUGCUGCAGCUGGACAGUUCCCCCACUCAGUUUCUUUGAGAUCCACUGCCAACAGCCACUUCUGUGGAGCUUUCGUCGUGAAUAACAGAUGGGUUGUCUCAGCUGCUCACUGCACCAUCAACCGUAGUCCUGGAAAUACCAGGAUUAUCGUUGGUGCUCUUCAGCUCAGUUCUGGUGGAACCAAUAUGGCCACAGCCCGUAUUGAGAACCAUCCUAACUACCAUGGACCUAGUCUGGCCAAUGAUGUCUGUGCCCUUCAGACUUCUGCUAACAUCGCAUUCUCCAAUACUGUACAACCUCUUAGCAUGGGAUCUACGCACAUUGGUGGAGGAGCCCAAGCUACCGCUGCCGGUUGGGGACGCAUUGGACACAAUCUGCCCCUUGCUAACACCCUUCAGUGGCUCAAUGUCCAGACUCUUACCAAUGCGGACUGCCGCAACCGUCAUAGCGCUGGAAAUGCUGCCCGUGUCCAUGACAAUACCAUCUGUACAUUCACUCGCCAAGGUGAAGGUAUGUGCAACGGAGACUCUGGAUCUGCUCUCUUCAUUGGAAGCAGCGCUAUUGGUAUCGUUUCCUGGGGUAUUCCAUGUGCUCAAGGCUUCCCCGAUAACUUCGCUCGUGUGUCUUCUCACCGCAACUGGCUUAUCAGCCAUACCGGAUAAGCUGCUGGCUUGAAUGGCUCAUUUUUGUUAAACAUCGUCUCUACAAUAAAUACUAUAUCUUCAUUAAA
Phlebotomus papatasi is the source of this 888-nucleotide messenger RNA. Its product is annotated as chymotrypsin-2-like. The transcript is spliced from 2 exons. The record is from RefSeq and is a predicted model, not a curated record. Gene Ontology annotation, molecular function: serine-type endopeptidase activity. Gene Ontology annotation, biological process: proteolysis. Bases 32 to 820 code for a protein of 262 amino acids. NCBI's taxonomy places the organism in Eukaryota, Metazoa, Arthropoda, Insecta, Diptera, Psychodidae.